Molecule: messenger RNA, 507 nt
Organism: Helobdella robusta
Lineage: Eukaryota; Metazoa; Annelida; Clitellata; Rhynchobdellida; Glossiphoniidae
Exons: 3
Biological process (GO): regulation of transcription by RNA polymerase II; positive regulation of DNA-templated transcription; cell fate specification
Cellular component (GO): nucleus
Molecular function (GO): RNA polymerase II cis-regulatory region sequence-specific DNA binding; DNA-binding transcription factor activity, RNA polymerase II-specific
Source: RefSeq, a predicted model, not a curated record
CACUCAUUCAGAUGGAUAGUGGCGGGCAAAGCUGACCACGAGUCAGUGGCUAGGGUUUACAUCCACCCGGACAGCCCUGCAACUGGCGAGCACUGGAUGUCCAAGUUCGUCUCCUUCCAUAAACUCAAACUGACCAAUAACGUCGCUAGCAAACAUGGUCACGUGAGUUAUGAUACGGUCUUGAACUCCAUGCACAAGUACCAGCCCCGCAUCCACAUCGUGAGGGCAGACGACUUCCGGCACCUUCCAUUCACUCAAUCUUUCCACAAGACCAUCAUCUUUCCAGAGACGCAGUUCAUAGCUGUCACUGCCUAUCAAAAUGAAAAGGUGACGCAGUUGAAGAUUGACAACAACCCCUUCGCCAAGGGGUUCAGAGAGGGUGGAGCCGGCAAAGCUGAAAAAAAGUUAUUAUUAUUAUUAUUUUUACUAGUAGUAGUAGUAGUAGUAGAUGUAGUAGUAGUAGUUGUAUCCAUCACCAUCAUUAUAAGUUAUAUAUAUUAUGUUUGA